AUGUCCAUGAAAGCUGUAAUUGUCAAAAGUGUCAUUUCUGGCGACUCUCUAGUUCUUCGUGGUCGUCCGGGUCCUCAAGGACAGGCUCCCAAAGAAAGGGUGCUGCAUUUGGCAGAUAUCAGUGCCCCCAGAAUGGGAUCCUCGACCAGGGACGACGAAGCAUGGGCUUUCGAAUCCCGCGAAUUCCUUAGGGCGCUAGCUGUCGGAAAGGAGAUAUCUUUCGUUUCCACUCAUUCGUUACCUUCAAACGACGAUGUUCCUAGGGAUAUAGGCAACGGCGAGAUUGGUGGGGUAGACCUCGCUACGGAACUUCUUAAGAAUGGCUGGGCCAAAUUGAAGGAGUCAAAAAGAGAACCAACCGAAGAGGACAACCGGAAACGUGAACUAGAAGACGAAGCCAAAUCGAGCGGAAAAGGAUGCUGGAAUCCACAUGGACCCAAGGCACGGGUCGUUCAUCACAACAUGCCCGUCGAUUCGCAGGCGUUUUUGACUGAGUGGAAAGGGAAAACUAUUGAUGCAAUCGUGGAGCAAGUCCGUGACGGAUCAACUCUGAGAGUUCGCCUGCUUUUGCCCGAAGGAGACCAACAAAUGGUUAAUAUAGCAUUGGCUGGCGUCCGUUCUGCUAAAGCCUCCUCUAAGCAGGGAGAAACGGCGGAACCAUGGGGUGAAGAAGCCAAGUUCUUCACAGAAUCUCGUCUUUUACAGCGUUCUGUUAAGGUGGAGAUACUCUCGCUUCCAACCUCGACGGUAACUCCGUUCCAGUCUGCGGCCAACAACAAUGCCCCUGCCACCGCAAGUGUCCUCAUCGGAAAUGUAUUGCAUCCUGCUGGAAAUAUUGCCGAGUUCCUGGUCGCUGCGGGCUUGGCUCGUGUCGUUGACUGGCAUGCAGGAAUGCUGGCUGCCGGUGGAAAUAUGGAACGACUUCGAGUUGCUGAAAAGUCGGCGAAAGAGAAGCGCGCGUGCCUAUAUGCAAGUGUGCCGGCUCCCUCCGUUUCCAAACCUGGAGCAUCUCUGAACGGGAACCGAACGUUCGAGGCACAGGUCGUUCGUAUCUGGAGUGGUGACCAAAUAUCAGUAGUUGAGAAGGAUUCAGGCAGGGAGCGACGAUUGCAGCUUAGCUCCACAAGAGGACCGAAGCUUUCAGACCCCAAGCAAGCUUUCUAUGCACAAGAGGCCAGGGAAUUUUUACGAAAGAAACUCAUCGGUAAAAGUGUCAAGGUCAACGUCGAUUUUGUCCGGCCAAAGGAGGGGGAAUUUGAAGAGAGGGAGUGUGCCACAGUUAGGUUUGGUGGGGGUAACACCAACAUUGCAGAGCAGCUCAUAGAGAAAGGUCUGGCAGGGGUAGUCCGCCACAAACGCGACGAUGAAGACCGUUCACCGGAUUAUGAUAAGUUGAUGGCUGCUGAACAAGCAGCGGUUGCGGCGGCUCGAGGAAUACAUUCUGGGAAAGAGUUACCUCCGCCAAAGCAACCGCUCAAUAUCUCAGAAACUGCCUCCCGUGCCACCCAAUUUGCAAACGGCUUCAAACGGCUUGGAAGAUUACCUGCAGUUGUAGAGUAUGUGGCCGCUGGAUCUCGAUUCAAAUUAUACUUACCAAAAGACAAUCAAACAUUAACUCUGGUUCUUGGCGGUAUCCGGGCCCCUCGGACGGCAAGAAAUGCAUCUGAAAAGUCCGAGCCUUACGGUCAAGAAGCGUUGGAUUUCGCCGUCCGACGAUAUAUGCAAAGAGACGUAGAGUUUGAAGUCCAAACCGUAGAUAAAUCUGGAGGCUUCAUCGGGGCGUUAUACCUCAACAAGACUGAGAAUGCCGCAAUCGCACUCGUGCAAGAGGGACUCGCCAGUGUCCACUCGUAUUCUGCAGAUGGACUACCCUGGGCCAAACAACUCUACGACGCGGAGGCAGCAGCCAAAAGCGCCAAAAUUAACUUGUGGAAGGACUACGAUGAGGAGGCUGAGAUUGCUGCAACACAAGCGGACGUAGCUGACGAGACCGGCCCUCUCAAGCAGGAGUACCUCGAUGUUAUCGUUAGCGAUGUUCGUACUAAGAAUGGUUUUGUGUUCUCUGUUCAAUUACUGAACACAGAGGGAAUUGCUUCGUUGGAAAAACUUAUGCGAGACUUCGCCCUACACCACUCUGGGUCCGUGACAACACCCGCCGGUUUCGUUCCGAAGGGGGGCGAACUCGUUUCGGCGAAGUUUUCUGAUGGGUCAUGGUACCGCGCUAAAAUCCGUCGUUCGUCACCUCUCAAAAAGGAGGCAGAGCUCACCUUCAUUGACUACGGAAACCAAGAAACAGUCCCAUUUUCACAGAUACGACCUCUUGAUCCUAAAUUCCGGCUACUUCCAGGUCAAGCGCAUGACGCGAGAUUGAGCUUCAUCAAACUCGUCGAUUCUGAAAGCGAUUACUUUCCUGAAGCUAUUGGUCGAUUCAGGUCACUCUGCGAAGGUCGCAAGCUGAUAGCAAACGUUGAUCAUAGAGAAAGCAGCCUUCUUCAUCUUCGUCUCAUUGAUCCUUCGGAUACCAACACCGCUCAAGACUCUCUUUCAUGCAUCAAUGCGGACCUACUUCGUGAAGGUGUCGCCAUGAUUGAUCGGAAAGGGUGCAAGUAUAUUGGAUCGUACCCGCAGCUGUUGAAGAAGCUCCAGCAGUCGGUGCUGGAAGCUAAGAGGGAGAGACUUGGGAUGUUUGAGUUCGGAGACGUCGAGGAGGAUGACGAUUGA
This is a messenger RNA of Marasmius oreades (fairy-ring Marasmius), 2721 nucleotides long. RefSeq lists its product as uncharacterized. Gene Ontology annotation, cellular component: nucleus; RISC complex; cytosol. The transcript has 20 exons. Gene Ontology annotation, molecular function: nuclease activity; RNA binding. Bases 1 to 2721 code for a protein of 906 amino acids. Lineage: Eukaryota; Fungi; Basidiomycota; Agaricomycetes; Agaricales; Marasmiaceae. Gene Ontology annotation, biological process: mRNA catabolic process; regulatory ncRNA-mediated gene silencing. The record is from RefSeq and is a predicted model, not a curated record.